AUGUCAACUUUACGUAUCCAAACAGGAGGGAUGAACAUUCGGGUAGGCGGUGGAUGGCCUGAACAAGGUGGGUUUAAAUCACGGGAAAUGGAGCCAGGGACGGGGCGCCGACGGAGCCAGAGGUCCACUACAACCCUACAGACAUAUUAUCCAGCACAGCAAGGACUUGAGUCCGACGACGGCGUAUACAAACACGGUUCCGACGAGGAGGAAUCUCUAAUGAAUGGCAGGCAAAGGCGGGCUUCAGAACUUGAGCCAAUCGAGACCAUCAAGGGCAUCUUCAAGCACAUGUUGGACAAGGUCAAGAAAAAUUAUGAGACAGGACUCGACGACCCGUUGAAUCAGGUGGAAGGCAGACCGAUUUGGACCAGCACGAUGUGCUCAGGCACCAAGUGUCCAAUCAUAGUCUUGGAGCUCUUCCGUGAAUAUGUGGCGGAGGUUGCAAGGGGGAUUCGGGAAACGGGUCAAGAAGCGACACCUGUGUUUGGCAGCAAAGCCAAAAUUUCGACAGAUCUGGAUAUUCUGGUUGCUGGAUUCGUCUGCAAGGACUUUUCACCUCUGAACAACAGCCGCAAGUCUCUUCAACAACGAGACGAGUCUGGACAUACAUCCUUCUCAAUUUACGAGCACAUUGAUAAAGCAAAGCCUAAAAUGGUUUUGUUCGAAAAUUUCAAGAAGAUACCCUGGACCAUUGACGGAGAGCGUCAAAAAUUUGAGGAUGCUUACAUCAAGGAGAUCAGGAAGGACACAAAAUGGAGAAGGGGGAAUCCACCGGUCAAACUUCCGUCGGACUUUGAGAGUCAUUCAAGCUGGUUUGGCGAGACUCACCCUGUUUCGAAGGGCGAAGAAGGAGAAGGAGAAGGAGAAGCCGAGAUCGAGGUGGUCGAACAGACUUGCAAGUCUGCUGUCAAUCUCGAGCUGGAAGAAUGGGCAAAGAUAAUGGAAGCACUCAAGCAUAAAGCAAGCGUACCUGCUGAAGUGAUGUUGCUUGCAGCAUCAGAAGAGACCAAGAACUCAGUCCUACUCUCGGACGAGUCUGGCAAGGACGUACCUUGCGAUAAGUGCAGACUCAGGCAUGAGAGGGUUCAAGACAAGUAUCAACUCGCGGAUGAGCGGAAGCUGACCGGCUGGAAAGAAAGCGGUGGUAGGUGUGUGCCGGACUUUUGGAUCGCCACCAGAAGCAUGACGAACCGAGUGAUGGACUUUCUCGAGAUUUUGCAUUUGCUGAGUCUUAUGCAUGGCAUCGAUGAUCGUUAUUACAGCGACGGUUCACGGCCGACGACUGGGAUUGUUGGAUGUAUCAUACCGUCUGGUAUUAAACGGUGGACUUCCAAAGGUCGCAUGAUCAAUGCAAAAGAAGCCCUCCUUCUCCAAGGGCUGCCCAUCCGUCGAAUGGAUCUCUCAUACCUGAUUGGGCCCUACUUACUGGAACUGGCGGGAAACGCCUUGUCAUCGACGAUCGUUGGCGCUCCUUUGAUUGCCGCUCUCACAACCUUCUCUAGGGUGCUGGGCCGUGACACUGGCAAGAAGAUUUCCCAGCCACCAAGCGACGACCUCCGUGUUCAGAAAUUUGACAAAGCGUACGACCUCACCAAAAUGAGCCCCGCGGAUCUGACAGCUGUCAUCGAGCCAAUUAUAGCUGAAGGUGCUGUCAAAUUGGCUCAAGAAACCUGCGCCCGUUGCCAUUGUGAGGGCUCGGACGCUCUUUUGAUCAAGAAAUUCCUGCGUUGCAAGGUUUGCGAUCAUACCACGUGUGCUGAACACGGAGGGAACAACAGAUAUACAUACCAGAAAGACGAUACUAGUCGCAAAUGGCCUGCUAAGUUUGAAAAGAGAAUCAAAGAGGCACUUCCGAAGGUGAUCAAGUUUACCAACAACUCCUUAGACGACAUUUUCGAAAGGUCCAUAUCAAAGGUUGCCGAAGGGACCUUAAGAUUUCUGGUCGACAUGUUCGGUGGCUUCUCUACAGGAAAGUGCCAUCAGAGACCGGUUUGCACGAUUCAACACGCUUUCAACUCGAAAAAUUUCCAAUCGCAUGUUGUAUCCCACAUGGACAGUGCGAAAUCACCAACGGACAAUGGGAAUUGUGGUUGCCACAAGAAACGGAAAUGCGGUCAAUCCUUCAAUUUCAUGCACCACCGCGCUUCCCUCGACCAUUCGGUGUGUCCAUUGUUCUUGUUCUUCGAUCAUCAACCACAAAACGGAGCUGCCAGUGGCCAUCACUUUGUCUGCACAAAGGACACCAGAAAGCUGGAAUACGGAAAGUAUCGUCAAAUCAUCGCCAACUUCCCUCCCGACUUUGAGCAGCCGCGAUUCGAGCAGAUUCGAGAAGGGGACUUGGUAAAGUACAAGAAAUUGAAGCGGCAGGUCAUUGUCGACCAUGAGGAAGUAGCAUUGGAGGACAAAAGCAAACGGUCUCGAGAAUAAACAAUCCUGCUCGAGAACCGAAAGGAUUGAAUUAACGGUGGAUGGCAGUUGGACAGAUAUCCCGCUCACUAUCGACCUCAACGCUAACCUCUUCGUUGACUAUCGAAAACUCUCUGAGACGGCCGAGGUACUUCCUGAAAUUCCCGCCAAGGAGGUCAAAUGUCACGGCCUCGCCUAUCGCACGGUUUUUGAGUGCGAAGUCACGACCUCCCGUCCUUGUUCAAUCUUGCAUCGAUCGGGAUUCGGGAUAGUUGAACCUUAUUAGCUCAAGAAACCAAGUCAAGCUGGAUGCUUUGAACGAUGCUUCCGCUCCAAAGGUCCCGUACCUUCAAGAUUAGAACCAGAAUAUUAAAGUCCA
Hyaloscypha bicolor E is the source of this 2785-nucleotide messenger RNA. RefSeq lists its product as uncharacterized. The transcript has 8 exons. NCBI's taxonomy places the organism in Eukaryota, Fungi, Ascomycota, Leotiomycetes, Helotiales, Hyaloscyphaceae. The record is from RefSeq and is a predicted model, not a curated record. Bases 1 to 2427 code for a protein of 808 amino acids. Gene Ontology annotation, molecular function: methyltransferase activity.